GUAGGAGAGAGAGAGAGGAGGCUUAAUGCAGUUAGACUGGAAACCGUAGAGAAGGAUCAUAUAGAGUAUGAAAGCGAGUAUUCUUGGGAGACUCUGACCUGGAGCCACUCAAUCUGACUGGAUCCCAGAGUUAUAAGAAAUCCAAAGGACAUGGACUAAGAGUGAAGGAAGCUGGAAAUCAGUGAGCAGAUGAAGGUGGACCUGCUGGAAGGGUGAACGAAAGGAGUGAGUCAGCUGCGUGGCGCAGACUAACAGACAGAAAGAGGCCGGAUGGCGUCCUAUAAUGCAGGUUACCAGUGUCAAUAUGGGGACAGUCUCUGCAUGAUCCGCGUGUACGAGCAGGAAGUGAUCGUGGUGCCCAUCGUGCUCCUCAUGAGCUUCCUGGUGACUCUUAUCUUCCUGCUGCUGCUGCGUUUCUGCCCCGAGAAAGUAAACCGGCAGCAGCGGCACAGCCACACCAACGGCCUCCAGCGGCAGCGAUCCAGGAGGGAACGGCAAGGCAUUGAUGCUCCCAUAGGACUGAAUCCUCUGGAGCAUGAGACCAUCGCUCUGGAUGGCCCAACCUACUCCACCUUCAUUCUGCCCCCUCAGUCAGACCCCACCCCGCAGCCUGUCCUCCCAGAGUUGCCUAGACAGAGACUACCUGAGUCUUUCAACAAGAUCUCCACUCUGCCAUUCACUUUCUCGCUGAACGCAGAUGAGUGUGUCUCUCUGUACCGAGCCAGGAUGGACGACAGAGAUGUCGUUCUAAGAGUCCUCAACGAUUCUGCUAGUGCCAGUGAACGGCAGAACUUCCAAGGCUUUACCUCCUUUCUGUGGCAGCUGGGCUCGCACCCGUUCCUGCCCGCUGUGCUGGGCACUGUCACGCUGCGCGCCCCGCUCAUCACUGUUGUGGAGGAGCUGACCAACCGGGAUCUCCUGGGCUUCCUCUGGAGGUGUCGGCAGGAUAAUGUGAGUCAUGAGGCCCCUUGUGAUCUGACAGAGAAGCGUAUAUUCACCAUGGCAACCCAAGUGGCAUCUGCUCUGGAUCACCUCCACAAAAAGGGUGUUGUCCAUGGAAACCUUGGGGCCCGGAGUGUGCUUGUGGGCCGGGAUAUGACCGUAAAACUGUGGGGACUGGGCACAGCAUACAAGAAAACGCAGGGUAUUCCACCCCCGAAUACUAACGGGAUUAAAAAAUGGCAGGCUCCUGAGGUGCUAGCCAGGAGGAGCGCCUCUACUCACAGUGACAUCUGGUCUUUUGGCAUCUUGCUGUAUGAAAUGGUGACUCUUGGGGACGCCCCGUUCGCAGACGUGGCAGUAAAUGAGCUCCUGCAGCAAUUGCAGAGAGGGAGGACUCUGAAGAGGCCAGCCCACUGCCCCAGCUCACUUUACUCCAUCAUGAAAGCCUGUUGCCAAUGGAAAGAGCAGGACCGUCCUUCACUGGCUGAACUGAGCCGCAAGCUCCAAUCUGGAGAGAAGUCUGCCAAUGACCGGGCCGUCCUGCGAGUACCUGAGCCAAUCAACAUCGAGCGCUACCUGCAGGAGGCCGGAUAUGCAGAAGAUAACAGCUACAGUGUUCUUUGAUAGAUGCUAGUACUUAAUCUUUCACACAAAAGGAAUAAGGACUGUUAUUAACAGAUUUGGAUGGGCAUGUAAGUAAAUGUAUGUAUGUAGGUGUUGUCAGGGUUACAAAUUCCGUGUAAUAUAAGAUUAAUUAUAUAAUAUUGAUAUUUUAUGAUGUUAUGAAGAAUUAUUGCUAUAUAUGUUCCCUGGUUAGUCACCUGUGACAUUUUUCCCCUUUUAAGAAAUUCCAGCAGUUGUAUGCCGCUAAAUGUGUUCUUGCUCCUUAUUUCAGACUGAUCUUAGUCUGAACUGUAGAUUAGUUGCACACUUGCAGGUUGUGACAGCAGCAUGUUUGUUGAAGUUAGGGAUAGGGUCUGGGUGAAGCAGGGCUUUGCGUAUAUUCCAGCAUGUACCCACGGCUGAGGGUCACUAAGCAGGUAGCCUGUUUGGCUACCUUGCUGAUUGCAUUGACAUGUCCUACUGAAUGUGUAACAUGUCCCUCCUAUUAAUGAGCUACAAUAAAUAGAAAUCGUCCAUCAUGCUCAUUUUCUAAGUAUUGGUAAUGAUAUUGCAGCAGCAUAUUGGCUCUGUUUGUCUAAUAUUCUUUUAUAAAACAAUGGUACAAUUAGUCAUAGGUUAGGAUAGCCAAAGCAGACUAAUGACUGCAUACAAUAGAAGUCUCAGAUCUGCUGCUAGCCCCUGAUUGUGUGUCCUGUCAAUAAAGAUUUUUAAAGUUCAGGUUAAGCCCACAAACUGCUAGUUAUGGGAUGCAGUGCAGGGGUCCAGAUGUGAGCAGUGUGAAUCGGUACGCUUGUACAACUUUUUAUGCUGCUAGUGCUUGAAGUAUUACUAAAAUGAAGACAGCAUGAGAAUGCACAUGUAAUAAAAAUGAUUUUAAAAUGCUUGAA
Messenger RNA from Brienomyrus brachyistius, 2453 nucleotides. It is a transcript of the gene styk1b, whose product is annotated as serine/threonine/tyrosine kinase 1b. NCBI's taxonomy places the organism in Eukaryota, Metazoa, Chordata, Actinopteri, Osteoglossiformes, Mormyridae. Bases 271 to 1566 code for a protein of 431 amino acids. Gene Ontology annotation, biological process: cell surface receptor protein tyrosine kinase signaling pathway; positive regulation of kinase activity; multicellular organism development. Gene Ontology annotation, molecular function: transmembrane receptor protein tyrosine kinase activity; ATP binding. Gene Ontology annotation, cellular component: signaling receptor complex. The record is from RefSeq and is a predicted model, not a curated record. The transcript has 10 exons.